AUGGUCAUCAAGAGCCAAGGUGCAUUUGGCCAGAUGGGCAUUGCCAACGUGGGUGCGACAACCGGUGCCACAUGUGCCAUAUCCACGAACAUCCCCGGCACAGGGUUUGUGCAGGGACAAGACUAUGAGGUUACAGUCUCGUCCACAACCGCGCUCGGCCAAAAACUUGCAGCCAGCAGCGGCAGCUUUGGUGGCAGCGAGACUGUCGAUGAAAAUUCCAAGGUCACCAGUCACGUCUACACGUGGACCGCCCCUUCUUGUGGCAGCGCCAGCUUCCGCGCCCUCUGCGGCGCUGGUGGGUACAUCGACGAAGUCUGGUAUGCAGACGAAGUUAGCAGCACCGAGGCUGCGGGAAUCACAUGCACGACCACCGGCAGCUCAAGUGACGCCACUACCACGCCGGCAGGCAGCGGUUUGGAGUUGACAGCCGGCAUGUCCAUGACGGCAGAGGUCCUGGACGACACCGACAUUCGCAUCGAAGUUAGGUCCUCUAUGAACACCUGGAUCGGACUUGGCUUCGUGCAGGGCGACAGUGUGUCCAUGAUCAAUGCCGACGCCUUCGUCUGCAGCGGCGGGGAGGUGUUGCGAUACUGGAUCACAGCAAAGAGCACACCGACUUCCGGCGUGAGCGUGCCGGGCUCCUCCUGCUCAACCGUUUCUGGCCAGGUCACCAUGGAAUUCACGCGGAAGCUUGAGGCCGAUUCGGCCAACGAGGUGGCGGUUACUCCAGGUACAUCGCAGACGAUCAUUUUUGCACACGGCGAGGAAGGUUCGACGACCAUGUCCUACCACUUCGGCAACCGAGGAGGUCUGAUCGUUGACUUUGCCGAAACCUCGUCGGCGGUGGUUGCGAAGGCGACUGCACCGGCGAGUUUGUGGCUGCACCUCAUAUUUAUGGCCAUUGGGUGGGGAGCUCUUCUACCAUGGGGCGUCGCGCUGGCCAACCGCACCCGGAAUGUGACCGGGGCACCUCCGGGCAGCUGGUUCAAGCUGCACAAGAGAAUACAGGUGGUCGGCUGGGCAGUGCAGCUAGUCGGCUUCUGCAUGGCCGUGUGGUAUGUGCAGGCCUUGCAGUUUACGAGCGCACAUCACGUGAUCGGCUUCGUCGCAGUGGUCCUCGGCACCAUGCAGCCCUUCAACGCCAUCCUCAGAAAACUCUGCGCCCACCCGCACCCUGGUGACAGCAAGACCGCCGGCCGCCUCCUCUUCGAAAUCGUCCACAAAGGUUCGGGGCUCGGUCAAAGGUUUGGGGAUCCCAGGCCGGUUGAGCUCCUGCAGAUGUCCACGGCUUUCAGGAAUCGGGUGUCGAUGUCGUAUCCCUGCGUCGCACAGUCUGCGGCCACGCUAUAA
Molecule: messenger RNA, 1350 nt
Organism: Symbiodinium necroappetens
Lineage: Eukaryota; Dinophyceae; Suessiales; Symbiodiniaceae
Source: the annotation of a GenBank genome assembly